CUUUCCAGCACGUAUACAUAUAGGAGAUACCCGUGUGGACAUGGAGAUACAUGUAACUCCUAGGGAACCUUAAACCUUGGAGACCGAGACGUUCUUUCGCUCAGAGCCCCGUCGCCUAGAGGGUCGUUCACUUACCUACCUACCUAAUACUUGGUAGUGAUUCCAUUAGCCUACAUUUUACUUCAAAUUUUUAAUUCUUACCAAGCCAUUCUAUCUGAUUUGAUUCAGAUCCAACCCCACCAUCCUUCCCACUUAUUCAUCACGUCUUCUUCCAACCCUCACCUAGAUCAGUUCGCACCUUGACGGUAGAGUUGAAUAGGUGAAGGAGUCGCGUAACUAUCAUUUCUAGUCUUUUUGACAAGGACAUUCUUUUUUUAAUUCGCCAUUACUGAUUGACGUCUUGUGGAUUUUUUUAAUGUUCCAAUCAGCACAAAAUCCAGAACGUUCACAUAUCUCACACUGCCCACGUUUUCCACCAUUCUCCUUUCAUUGACACCAUAUUUUCCAAGUUCCAUCUCGAACAGUAGACAGUCAGCAGACUACUGUCAGAGUAUUUCCGUUCUCAUGUUUAUUUUCUCUUAAAUUCUCGUUUAAAAUUAACCAGAAGUGGAAUUGUGCGAAGAUGUCGAUCUUUGCCAGAGACGAUAUGGACAUGGAUGACAUGCCCAUGGGAGACGAAGACUGGCCCAAGACCAAUCGUGCAUAUGCAAAAGGGUACUGGUACUUCAUUGCAGCCUCUGUUGCACUGUUUCUCGUUAUCCGAACCAUUAAUUUUGCCAUAAACUGGUCAAGAGUACGCAAAUCUAAGAGCCACUCAGUGCAGGUCCCUACCAAGCCAACCAACCGAUUCACCCAGUCAUGGGCAACCUUGACGGCCCUCUGUAGGGAAAUGAGCUAUCCGCAGCUCUAUAUCCCAAUCCGAGGCCUGUCAUGGAUGACGCCGCCCCCCAUGGGCCGAAUCUUCAUCAUCUUAAUCUACUGGGCUGUCGUCGCCUAUAUGAUGGCGAAGGAUGUCGUUAUAGACGACAUCAACUACUUUGAGAGGAUUGGUUAUCGCAAUGCCUGGGUGGCGGUUACUCAAUUACCCCUCCUCUACUUACUAGCCUCCAGAGCCAAUGUCAUUGCAUUGAUUACUGGUACAAGCUACGAAAGACUGAAUUGGCUUCAUCGAUGGGUAGCUCGAACCAUGUUCGUCUCCGUCACCUGCCAUGGCUGGUUCUUCUGGACUGAGUGGGUCAGAGGCGAUAUGGUCGAAAUAGAAUUAUCCAUGAUGAGAAUGGUUCGCUAUGGAAUCGGAGCUUGGGGAGUCUUACUAUGGAUGGUUGUCUCGUCCUUCAAGCCGUUCCGCUCCAUGGCGUACGAAUUCUUUGUCAUACAACACGUCAUAACCGCCGUUGUAUUCCUAUGGGCUGUCUACCGUCACGUUCCUGACUCCGCAAAAUACAACGUAUGGUUUGCGGUUGCCUCGAUCUGCUUUGAUCGCGCUUUUCGUCUGGGACUCCUAUUUUGGCAGAAUAUCAAACUGCGUCCGAACCGCACAUGCUGUGAGGGUGGACAGUGGAUUGGUCAUUUGACAAAGCUUUCGCCCAUAGGCGAGUCUAUAACAGUGCUUACUAUCAAGGACGUCCACUUUAAAUGGAGCCCGGGACAGCACCUCUACCUGUGGUUGCCAAGAAUGGCAUUGUUUGAAGUGCACCCAUAUACGAUUGCCUCAGCCCAUCCGGUCCCAGAGACGUGUAUCUGCAACAGCAUUCAACUGGUAGUGCGAUCUCACUCGGGUUUCUCGAAGCGCUUGAACAAAUUUGCCCGAAAGCUGGAGGCAUCCGGAAAGAAGCAGACUCUGACAGCAUUGGUAGUAGGCCCGUAUGGUAACCCACCUCGAUGGGAUAUCUUCGAAACCUUGGUUUUCAUAUCCGCUUCGACGGGCGCAUCCUAUACCCUCCCUGUCCUGGAGAAUGUUCUGAAAUCCACGGCCAAGUCAUGUAUUAAACGAGUGGAUUUCCUGUUGGCAGCCAAACAAGGAGAGGAGAUUAGUUUCUACCAUGAACGUUUACACGAUGCUAUCGAAGAGGCCAAGUCUGUGGGUGUUGAACUGUCCGUACACAUUGCAGUGACUGGCGAAGGACAAGCCGAACCGACGGCUACUCCAUCCUUCCCGGAGUCUUCGGCGUCCUCGGCGAAUCAUGAGAAGAAGAUCAUCGAUGGAGAGACUCAGGCACCAGCGAAUAUCGAAAUCGCAGGAGUCGUGCAGCCAUUGAUGGACCAAUCGCCUAGCCGUGUCCCAAGCACAAGUUCUGACUCGCACAUCCAUCAUUUGACAUCACGACCCGACGUAGCUGGCUUUAUCAAGGCAGCUGUUGAGGUCACGGGAGGUGAAACCGGCGUCGUCGUUUGUGGAGGACAAUCCCUAGUUGCCAAAGUGAGAACUAGCGUGGCUAAGCUGAGCGACGAGCGCGCUGUCCAUAAGGGCACCGGUGCCCAGGGAAUCUACUUGCACGUAGAAGAAUAUUGCUUCUAAGGGAGAUGCUAGGAACGUCUAUAUUAGGAGUGACGUCGAUUGCAACAUGACGACCGAGGCUCGCGAUUUGCUGUAGUUUUGGUACUCAUGUUUCAUUUCACUGCUGGCUGGUAUUCUACUUACU
This is a messenger RNA of Annulohypoxylon maeteangense, 2642 nucleotides long. Its product is annotated as ferric reductase like transmembrane component-domain-containing protein. The transcript has 3 exons. The coding region runs from base 623 to 2518 and encodes 631 amino acids. Gene Ontology annotation, molecular function: ferric-chelate reductase activity. Lineage: Eukaryota; Fungi; Ascomycota; Sordariomycetes; Xylariales; Hypoxylaceae. The record is from RefSeq and is a predicted model, not a curated record. Gene Ontology annotation, cellular component: plasma membrane. Gene Ontology annotation, biological process: intracellular iron ion homeostasis; copper ion import; iron ion transport.